UGUGUGGACGGGGGCUCUGGGUCAGAGUCCUCUCUGAAGAGGGUGGCAGUGGUGGAGGACUUCUUUGACAUCAUCUAUGCCAUGCAUGUAGAGAUCAGCGUCGACCCCGGCAAAACACCCAAACACGCCGGACAGAAGAAGACCUACAAAGCGGUGAAAAUACACUCUUUAUCUCUCUACCUCUCUAUCACACACACCCUCUUUACCACUGUCUCUCACUCGUUCCUUUCACCCAAUCUUUCUCUCUACCUGUAUCUCAAUACCUUUUACUUUAUAUUUCUCUCCAUCUGUCGCACUCUUCCCCUUUACUCAAUCUUUCUCUUCUAUCACACAGUCACCCUGUGUGUCUACAACUGUAUCUCUCUAUCUUAGCCUGCUGCCUCUCUCUCUCCCUUGGCUCUGUUUCUAUCGGACACUCUUUUUCAAUCGCCUGUCUUUAUGAUUAUUUGGCAAUAUAUGUUCUGUUCUCUGUUCCUCUUUCGGUCUUUAGUAUUCAUUCCUGUUUCGUGACCUGUUUCUCUCUCUCUCCGUCCAUCUGGUUUUUGGUGUUCAGACACAAUCAAUAACACUAACAAUCACUUUCUCAGAAUCCCAUUGAAAUGAAUGGGAUAGUUUAAAUAGAUUUGUAAAAUACUUCUAGACCAUCCUUUGAAUAUUUUCUUACAAGACAGCAGGCGUCACCAUUGACCCGGAACAUUCAUGUUGGCAAUUAUGUAUUUUUCUCUUUAGUUCAUUCACUGAACCGCAGUUUUCUGUAUUUCAGAUAAACUAAAAUCUUUCUAUUCAUUUCCAGUCAAAAACUGAAAAAAACGCAAUCUCUGUGACAUGUACCGCCUCCGUAACUUUUUUUUACCUCACUUCAUUACAAGAAAAUGCUGCAACUUCCCAAGAUUUUUUAAUUUUGUGUGUGUGAAAGAAAACUUUUCUCACUUUAGAUUAAAGGGGUCUGGCAAGGAUAUUAGAUUCCAGUGCAAAGCUGACCUUGUGGUCGUUGGAAGAAGGUAUUUCUCUCUCUCCCCCUGACAACUAUUCAGCAAUUCUCUCUUUGAGCAUCGCCACAGUCGCUGAAGGCCAGAUGUCUAGUUAUAUUUAGAUUAAGGGUGAUGACCGCAGUGCAAAGCACACACCUGGGCAACAUUGUCCAUCGUUCCUUCCUAGCUUCAUUUCAAAUGGGGAGAUUUCACACGUCUGCCAUUGGAAAAUGUGCUUCCGCCCUGUACUAAAGUAGAUGGGACAAAACCUUACAUUUGCCCAGUGUGUUGUAUUGGGAUACUUUGCCAUCUCAAUUGGUGAUACUGCCUUCUUCUGGUUGAACAUGGUAACUGACUCUUCACCCCAGUACUGUACAGAACAUGUACUUUAAAUUUUUAGGAUUUAUUUUCAUUUCUAUUAGAUAAGAAUGAAACGAAUGAAUGAAAUGAAGAAUAUCAGUAUAAAAUGAGCAGUGAGUAAACAGAGCUGUGACUUUGUAAUGAACAGAAUACUUCCAAUUUAUUUCACUGCCUAUUUACUGUAUUUAUGCUCUGCACACUGCCAUGGCUUCCAGGGUACUGUGCCACACAGUGGGCCAUGAAAUGUUUAUUACACACACACACACACACACACACACACACAUUCCACACUGCAGGACACAUAUGACUGGUUGUCCCUGUCCUUCGCUGGCAGUGCUGCUCAGCCAACACGCUGCCUACUUCUCCUCUCUUUAUGGUUCUCCAGACCAGAUAGACAGAGCUGCAUUGGUGGCCCAGGGCAGACCCACCGCCACAGGCCCUUUCCAGACCCACGGUCUCACUCUGUAGGCUACAUGGCUCUCUUUCUGAGAUUCUAUUGGGACUGGGAGGACAAUGGUGGUGGUAGCUAGCCUGUCGUCACACACAGAGAGUCAACCCCUCUGGGGGGAGUCGCUGCCUCGUCCCCCAACCCCCUCCCAUGGCCGUAACUACAUAUGAGGCCGCAGAGGUCCAGACCGCGGUAAUUUUUUCUAAUUUGAAAAAUAAAUACAUAAAUAUAUGUUGAACACAAUAAAGAAAAUCAAUUAAGGGUCAACAUCGAAAUAUUUCUCCCAGCAUUGAUCAAAGCUCAGAACGCUUAUAUUCUUGAUCUGACUGAGUUCUAAUCUCGCCUGCCUCUUUGCGAACGAGUGGAAUCAUGACCAGUGGUUUGUUCGUUAUGUUCGCCUGCGUCCCCCGGAUUUGCUUCCUGGAUUUGCCAUUUAGCAGCACAUUCACCACUCUCUCAAACUCUCUCUCCGCCCUCUCGCGGCACAGGUGGAGGGCUUGAGACGUGAAACAAACUACUCCAGCUCGCACUCGGCUCAAGUAACCUAGGCAACUAGAGAGGCAGAGACGCUGAUGACUGUGUUUGCGAGAUGCCAGACAAAAGGCAAUUUUAAAACCGUCCCGCGACUCCUGCCGUGUCUACAUACAUCCCCCAAACAAACAAAUAAUGACUCUCUGUGUCAUGAGCCUCUCACUCCACCGGGUUACCACCUUAAUUUUCUUCCACUCUGCUCACCACUCUCUCUACUCAGCCUAACUAGCUCCACCUGUCCCUGCUCUGCUCUGCUCUAAUUACUCUGCCAGCUGCGCUGCAUUACCCACUACCUCUCCCAGUAUUUAAGGCCCUGUCUUUCAGCUCUCCGGUGUCAGAUCGUCUGCAAAGCUCACACCCGGAACCUGUUUGCUCGCGCUUCUGGCUCACCCUGGUUUUGUGACCCCGGACCUGCCUGAUUUUUGGAUACUCUUCUGCCCCAGGAGAUCCAGACCUGCUUCUGCCAUAACGACUCCUGACUACUCUUCAAUCCCGGUAACUCUGACCAGCCUUCUGCCUUGCUACUACGUAUUUUGGAUUUCCCUUGAACUGUACUGCUGCCUUGUUUCAUUCCGCCCUGUUGUGUCUGUGUCUCCCCCCCCCAGGACUUCUGGACCACCCACCACCGGCUUCAUAGGACGCAUCGCUGCCACUGGGGGGGGCACAGACCCAGCACAUUGGACGGGAUCCCUGUUACCCCUGGAGCCUUCAUUCACUCCCUACUUCCCUUUUCCCUUAAGUUUUAAUAAACUUUCUGGUGUGAUGCAAUUGUGGUCCUCUGGUCGUCUGUCUGAACCGUGACAGUACGAUCUGACCAUUAUGGACUCAGCGCACACUUUCCCCGACAUGGAAACCGAUGAGCAUGAGCAGCAGUUCCAGCAGCAGCAACAACAACUCGCCAUGAUCAUUCAACUCCUCACCAACCUUACCCCAGCCAGUCUGCCCACCAGCCCUGCCCCCGAGUUACCUGCCCCGGUCAUUGCAGCCGCUGCUCCGGAACCCAAGAUUGGAAACCCCGAGCGGUUCAACGGCGACUCAACCCAGGUCCGGCCAUUCCUGACUAGCUGCCGACUUCAGUUCUCCUUGCAGCCAAGGACCUUCGCCACGGAGGGGGCUAAAGUUGGGUAUGCCAUCACUCACCUGACGGGCCGAGCUCGACUCUGGGGAACAGCAGAGUUCGAACGUCAAACCCCCGCAUGUGCAACCUUCGACCUGUUUGCUGAGGAGAUGCUGAAGGUGUUUGACCUGGAUUCACCAACCGCAGAGGCGUCUCGUGAACUGUUCAGUAUUCGACAAGGCAGACGUACAGUCGCAGACCAUUCCAUCGACUUCCGAACCCUGGCUAGACGAAGUUCUUGGAACACACCAUCGUUGGUGGACGCGUUCUUCCAUAGUUUGGGCUGACUAUAUCAAGGACGAGUUGGUCUCCCAUGAACUGCCUUCCACUCUUGAUGAAGCCAUCGCACUGACUGUCAGGAUCGACAGAAGGAUACAGACCCGUCGUCGUGAGAGGGGGGCGCCAAGGUCCACCUACUACCGGCAUUCGGAGAGAUCCGACUGGGCUCCUGUCAUCUACUGCCACUCACCCAGGUCAGUUUGAUCAGUCUGAGCCUAUGGAGAUUGGGCGAGCCUCUCUCACUCCUGCAGAGCGCCAGCGCCGCUUCACCUCAAACCUCUGCCUCUAUUGUGGAGGUGAUGGACAUCGUGUGGUAACCUGCCCUUUAAAGGGCCGAAGCUCACCGGGCAUAGGGUGAGUCCGGUUGAGUUCAAUGACCAUCCAGUCCUCCGACCGCAAACCCCUGCUGCAAGUUCACCUCCGCCUCUCUGACUCACUCACACCCUGGCUGCUCUGGUGGAUCUGGCGCCGAAGCCAACAUAAUGGACAUCAAGCUGGCACGCCAACUGGGACUGGAGAACCUCCGUUUGACACCUCCUAUUUCCUGCCCGGGCACUGGACGGACACUUACUCGGAUCGGUCACUCAUGUCACGGCCCCGGUCCUCGAUGGGUCUGUCCGGAAACCAUCAAGAAACUAUCCAGUUUCACCUGCUCCCCUCUCCAGGCCAACCCCUCAUCCUGGGUUACCCAUGGCUCCGCCGGCACAACCCUCAGCUCGACUGGGUGACCGGGGGUGAUCAGGGAGUGGGGAGAAGGACUGCCACCGAACCUGCCUGCUUGCUGCCGCACUACCCCCCUCGGCCAGUACCUACUAACUCCGCUCCUGACCUCUCCAAUGUCCCAGAAUGCUACCAUGGUCUCAGAGAGGUGUUUAACAAAGCUAGAGCCCACAUCUCUGCCCCCUCACCGACCGUACGACUGUGCCAUCGACCUCCUCCCUGGAACAGCCCCUCCAAAGGGUCGUCUUUAUUCAUUGUCUGCUCCUGAAGAAAGUCCAUGGAGGACUACAUCAAUGGCUCCUCUGUCCGCAGGAUUAAUCCGUUCAUCUUCAUCUCCUGCUGGUGCUGGCUUCUUCUUUGUGGGGAAGAAGGACGGAUCUCUUCGCCCCUGCAUCGACUACGGGGACUCAACGACAUCACAGUGAAAAAAACCGUUACCCUCUGCCUCUGCUCACCUCUGCUUUUGGUUGCUCCAGGGAGCCACUGUUUUUACCAAGUUGGAUCUCAGAAACGCUUACCACCUAGUGCGGAUCCGGGAGGGAGAUGAAUGGAAAACCGCAUUCAAUACACCAACAGGCCACUACGAGUAUCUGGUUAUGCCUUUUGGCCUCACCAUGCUCCUGCUGUGUUCCAGGCUCUAGUGAAUGAUGUACUGCGGGACAUGUUAAACAAGUUUGUCUUCGUUUACCUGGAUGACAUCCUAAUCUAACUCCAAAACCUGUCUGAACACACCCGCCAUGUCCAGCAAGUCCUUCCAUCGUCUUCUGGAGAAUUCCCUCUACGCCAAGGCAGAGAAAUGUGAGUUUCACGUCAAGACAGUGGCCUUCCUGGGGUACAUAGUGGCAGAGGGAAGUAUCCAAAUGGAUCCUGCCAAAGUAUCAGCAGUCACUUCAUGGCCAGUUCCGGAGAACAGAAAGAAGCUGCAACAGUUUCUGGGGUUUGCUAACUUCUACAGAAAGUUUAUCCGGAACUACAGUACCGUUGCUGCCCCUCUCACUGCUCUAACCCAGCACCAAGCAACCCUUCACCUGGACCCCAGCAGCCGACAAAGCCUUCAGUACCCUCAAGGUGAGGUUCACCUCCGCUCCCAUCCUCCAGAUGCCUGAUGUGGGACCGGCAAUUCAUUGUGGAGGUGGACGCCUCGGAUGUGGGAGUUGGUGCUGUGAAUUUCUCAGUGGGCUGCGGAGGAUAGGAAGCUCCAUCCCUGUGCCUUUUUCUCACGUCGGUUGUCCCCCUCUGAGUGCAAUUACGACAUAGGGAACCGUGAGCUGCUGGCUGUGAAGCUUGCCUUGGAGGAGUGGCGUCACUGGCUGGAGGGGUCCACCAUUCCAUUCUCGUUUGGACCGAUCAUAAGAACUUGGAGUACAUCCGCACGGCCAAACGGUUGAACUCCAGGCAGUCCCGCUGGGCCCUGUUCUUCACCAGGUUUUAAUUUCACUCUGUCAUACCGGCCUGGAUCACGCAACACCAAGCCAGACGCCCUCUCCCGUCAAUUCCAGAAGGAUGACACCCCCUCCAAGGACCCUGUGUCGAUUCUGCCAAGUCCCUGCAUCGUUGCAGCUCUGACCUGGGCUGUUGAGGAACAGGUGCUGGAGGCUCUCCGUAACCAGCCAGGUCCCAGCACUUGCCCAGCUGACCGCCUUUUUGUCCCCGAAGACCUGAGGUCCCAGGUCGUUCAGUGGGGACAUGACUCCCGCCUAGCUUGUCACCCUGGCUCCACCCCGCACUUACAACCUGCUCGCCCAGAGGUUCUGGUGGCCCUCUCUGAGAAGGGAUGUACGGGAAUUCGUCCAAGCCUGCCCCAUCUGCAACCAACACAAGUCGUCCUGCCAGCCCCCCAGCCGGAUUGCUGCAGCCCCUGCCUGUGCCCAGACGUCCCUGGUCUCACAUCGCCCUUGACUUUGUCACGGGGCUGCCCCCUUCAAGUGGCAUGACCGUCAUUCUCACCAUAGUUGACCGUUUCACAGCAAGAUGGCACACUUCAUUCCCCUCCCCAAGCUCCCAACCGCCAAGGAGACCGCCCAGGUGGUCCUGGAACACGUCUUCCGGAUCCACGGACUGCCUAAGGAUGUAGUUUCUGACCGUGGUCCACAAUUCUCCCUCCGCUUUUUGGAAGGAGUUCUGUCACCUGCUGGGAGCCACAGUCAGUCUGACUUCCGGAUUCCAUCCCCAAUCCAAUGGGGCAGUCAGAGCGGGUUAAUCAGGAGCUCGAGAAGGCACUGCGAUGCAUGACUUCACGCAACCCCCACUCCUGGUCGCAGCAAUUGACAUGGGUGGAGUACGCACACAAUUCUCUGACCUGCUCUGCCAUCGGUAUGUCCCCUUUCCAAUGUGUUUAUGGAUACCAGCCUCCUCUAUUUGCCAGCCAGGAAGAGGAGGUUACUUGCCCAUCUGCACUUGCUUUUGCCCGUCGAUGUCGCCGCACCUGGUCACAAGCCCGAGCCACACUCCUCAGAUCCGUUGCCAGCUACACUACCGGGGCCAACCGUCGGAGAAUUCCUGCUCCCACCUACCAUGUUGGUCAAAGGGUGUGGUUGUCAUUGAAGAACCUGCCACUCAGGGUGGAGUCGCAGAAGCUGGCACCCUCGGUUCAUUGGCCCAUUCCCUAUCAUAAGAGUGAUUAGCCCAACUGCUGUCCGGCUCCAACUGCCUAAUUCCCUGAGGGUGCACCCCACUUUCCAUGUGUCUAAGAUUAAGCCCAUCCAUGAGAGUCCGCUGGUCCCUGCUGCGCCUUGUCCUCCUCCUCCACGGCUCGUCGAUGGUGGUCUGGUUUACACCGUCCGCCGCCUGCUUCGGUCCAGACGGAGGGGUAGGGGUCUCCAGUACCUCAUUGACUGGGAGGGCUAUGGACCUGAGGAAAGGACCUGGGUGCCAGCUAGUCGGAUUGUGGAUAGGACUCUCAUCACCGCUUUCCCACCAACGGCAUCCUGAUCAAACCUGCAAUCCGUAGGGGCCGCCCCAGAGGGGUCCCUAAACCGUCCCUGCCCGCUCGGCUUCCUGUCCUGUGCCUGAUCCUGUCUCGGGACCUGUCCCAUCUCCCGACCACGGCCCUCCGGCUUCCUCCGAGGAUGAGGACGUUCACUCGGACCGUUCGGAGGAGUUCUAGCCCUCUUCCGGCUCCCCUCCUCCCGCCCGGCGUGGUGUUGCUCUUGGGACUUCUGGGGCCGUCCCUUGGGGGGGGGGUUCUGUCAUGAGCCUCUCACUCCACCGGGUUACCACCUUAAUUUUCUUCCACUCUGCUCACCACUCUCUCUACUCAGCCUAACUAGCUCCACCUGUCCCUGCUCUGCUCUGCUCUAAUUACUCUGCCAGCUGCGCUGCAUUACCCACUACCUCUCCCAGUAUUUAAGGCCCUGUCUUUCAGCUCUCCGGUGUCAGAUCGUCUGCAAAGCUCACACCCGGAACCUGUUUACUCGCGCUUCUGGCUCACCCUGGUUUUUGUGACCCCGGACCUGCCUGAUUUUUGGAUACUCUUCUGCCCCAGGAGAUCCAGACCUGCUUCUGCCAUAACGACUCCUGACUACUCUUCAAUCCCGGUAACUCUGACCAGCCUUCUGCCUUGCUACUACGUAUUUUGGAUUUCCCUUGAACUGUACUGCUGCCUUGUUUCAUUCCGCCCUGUUGUGUCUGUGUCUCCCCCCCCCAGGACUUCUGGACCACCCACCACCGGCUUCAUAGGACGCAUCGCUGCCACUGGGGGGGGCACAGACCCAGCACAUUGGACGGGAUCCCUGUUACCCCUGGAGCCUUCAUUCACUCCCUACUUCCCUUUUCCCUUAAGUUUUAAUAAACUUUCUGGUGUGACGCAAUUGUGGUCCUCUGGUCGUCUGUCUGAACCGUGACACUCUGAGAAUGAGUGCACCACAGGAGGCUGCUGAGGAGAGGACGGCUCAUAAUAAUGGCCAGAACGGAGGGAAUAGAAUGGCAUCAAACACAUGGAAACCAUUUAUUUGAUACCAUUCCACUAAUUCCGCUCCAGCCAUUACCACGAGCCCAUCCUCCCCAAUUAAGGUGCUACCAACCUCCUGUGGAGUGCACAACUGGUAAAUAGUCGCUUAUAGAUAUGUCAGUCAGUCAGGCAGGCUGGAAUGCAUGCAGGAGGAAGCAGAGGCAGAGAGAGAGGAAGCAAGCAGAGAGAGAGGUUAGUACAGUGGUUCCCAAACUUGGGGUCGGAGCCCCAUGUGGGGUCCCCUGAGAAAAUGUGUACUCAUAUUAUCAAACAAGUUAGGAAGAUAUGUUUCAUUAUGAAUAUCUCCACAUGGCCUAUCUUCCCUAUAGGCCUGCAUUAAAAUGCAAUCAAAAUGCAAACAAUACAGUUCUAAAUAUGUUGUUUAGUCAAUGAUGCUAUGUCAGUGUGAAUCAUGACUCAUAUUUCCCCCCUUUCAGGGCUAUAACAUUACAAUUUGUAGAUCAACUGAGGUGAAUUAACCUACAGCAGCCAAGGUGAUCAUGGCUGCGGUCAUUUUGGCUUGUUUAUGCUGUUCUCCAAAUAGCAUUUGAAAGUGUUUUUAUUGUAUAGAAUGUCAGUAAAUGAGCUUCAACUUUCAGUGAGGUCCCCUUUUCAUACCUCACUAAAACUCAAACCCCUGCCCCCUCCUUCCCUCUAGAUCCCCCUCACGCCCCUCCUCCCCUCCCUCAUGUCACCACCAGCACCUCUCUGGCCAGGAUGUUUGUUAGAGCCUGAAGGAGGGAGAGGCGAGCUUGUGUUUUUUCUCCUGCUCCCAACCCCAGCCUGCCACAGAGGGCGGAGUGAUAGAGGGAGGCCAGUUUGAGAGAGAAGGGGAGAGGGGGAGGAAAGGAUGACUGCAGGAACAGCGUGAAAAAAGGAAAGAUCGGAAGUUGACAGCAAGGGCGGGAGACAUAGGGAAAUACAUUGAAAGUUCUCCCAGAGAUAAUCUGGUGUCACCAGGCCACCUUGCCAAAUGACAAAGAGACUGUGCAAACUGUCACCAAAGGCUGUGACUGACAUUUUUCUCCGUUUUAUUCUUAGAGACUAGACCGCACCCCGCUCUCCUCGUUACACGCAUGGAAGCACACACACACACACACACAGACACAGACACACAGACACACACACAAACACACACACAAGGAGAUAGAGAUGCGGAAGUGGAGUGGAAGUCCCUGACAUGUAUCUUGGCACUCAGGGAUAGGUCAUCAGUCACCCCCAGUGGUAACGGGCUGAGAUAAUGUUGCCUUUGUGUGUGGGGUGAAGGGGGAAGAUAUUACAUCUCUCCCAAGAACCUCAAUGUUACCCUUUCCCUGCUCAGACAAUGCACACAGACACACACGCACGCACACACUCACGCACACACAAACACACACACACACACACACACACACACACACACACACACACACAUACAGUAAUCUAUGUGGCAUUAUGUUCUAGCAUUAUUGAAACAGGUCUAAUUUCCCCUCUUUUCCUCUUAUCCUAUUAUUUUCUCCCAUUUCACUAUUAGAAGCAUGCAUAGCAGCAUCUUUAUCAGCCAUGGCUCUGGUAGUGAUAUAAUUAUUUAUCUCACUCUCCCCCUCUCUCGCUGUCUCUCUCUCUCCCCCUUCUCUCUCGCUCCCCCCCCCUCCUCUCUCUCUCUCUCUCUCUCUCUCUCUCUCUCUCUCUCUCUCUCUCUCUCUCUCUCUCUCUCUCUCUCUGAUGGGCAGAUUGCGGAGACGUAUGCCUUCCUGCCCAGGGAGGCAGUAACCCGUUUCCUGAUGAGCUGUGGUGAGUGUCAGAAGAGGAUGCACAUCAGCCCUGGCGGCGCAGAGUUCAAAGGUAAACAACCUCUCUGUCUCUCCCUGGACCACUGACUAGUGGCUCCGCCAGGCUCUGUUCAGGGCUAUUUGGUAAAGCUUCCGCAGUAGGCCUACAUUACUACUUACGUCUGUACUGUCUGUAAGACAGCGUAUGCAUACUGCAGACUCUUAGAGCAUGGAUGUAGAUGGACAGGGAUUUUCAUACGAGUUGUAAAAAGAACAGUUUUGAGCGCUGCUUGCUUUGCCCCCUCCUCCAUUCGUCCUCCUCCUGCUGCCACCCUAAAGGCGCCCCAUUCCCCCAUCUCCCAACCCCCUCCAUCAGAUACCCCCCCCCAGUUCUCCCCAGUCCUAUUAAACUAAUAGUCAUUGGAGUGUCUUGCCUCCUUCCUAACACACUGCAAUUAGCCCAAUUAGGGGGCUUUUAACAAAGGAAGAGAGAAGAGAGAGAGAGGUGAGAGAGAGAGAGAGAUCGAGAGAGAUCGGAGAGAGAGAGGAGAGAGAGAGAGAGAGAGAUAUAGAGAAGAGAGCGAUAGCGAGAGAGAGAGAGAGAAGAGAGAGAGAUAGAGAGGAGCAGCGGAGCUCGCUAUGCGAGAGAGAGGAUCAUCUCCGCGAGCCGGAGAGAUUUCUCUCUCGCUCUCGAUCGGCGAGAGGAGAGAAGAGAUUCGGAGAGACUGAAUGCGGUUAAGACGGAAAUGGAAAGAAAUCUGGAGUAGGACAGAAAGAUGGGGUGGAAAUAAUAAGGAAAUGGUGGGGAGAGAAAUAAAUGGAGUGAAAUCUUCAAUGGCUGUCCUGCUAUUUUAUACAUAUUUUAUUCCCUCUAUAUUCAGGGUCCCAUAUUGACAGAGGGGCUGUCAUGUACCUUCACAUAUGGAAGGUACAUCCAUAUUCCCACAAGAACAGAACAAUAGUUAUCCUCACCAAACCCCCUCCUCUGUCUUCAUCUCCAUCCCAUAAACACACAACGCAGCAAGAGAAGUGCUCCCAGGCCCGAUCUGUCUGUCACAGUGUUGUGUCAAUGCUGAGCGGCUAACAGUGGGCGUCGCUCAUAAAGAGAGCAGCUAAUUGGCUUCCUUCCCCAUGGGGGUCCACCCCUUCCCACCUCGACCCCCCAUCCCUGUAACCCCUCCAAUCCACCACCCCCCUCCUCUCCGCCUAAGCCACUCGCGCAAAAGUUCAGCGCUGAAUUAUUGAAUGCAAUUCAUUACUUUAUGCAGGGGCUCUUUUAAAUUGACAUCAGGCAGUCUUUCAUCCUUCGUCUCUUCAACCUUCAUCAUAACAUAUUGGUUAGGCAGUAGGAACAGGUGCAAAGGAGGUGUAGGUUAGGGCCCAUAUUCAUAAAGCCCUCAGAGUAGGAGUGCUGAUCUAUGAUCAGUUUUUUGCCUUUUAGAUCCUGAUGAAUAAGAUUACAUGGACAGGAGGGACCUGAUCCUAGAUCAGCACUAGAUCUGAGAAGCUUUAUUAAUACGAGCCUAGGUCGCUGGUCCUGUGCUGAUUUCCUCCGUUCUCAUUUUGAACUCAGUUUCUCAGCUGACAAGUCUAGUCUCUGUCGUUUCAUUUAUCUGCUGAGCUACUAAGGGACAAUGUUCUGGAGUCUGGAGUCCUGAAGGGGGGAAAUACAAGGCAGACAAUCUAUACCUCCCGAGUGGUGCAGUGGUCUAAGGCACUGCAUCUCAGUGCUUGAGGCGUCACUACAGACCCCCUGGUUCGAUUCCAGGCUGUAUCACAACCGGCCGUGAUUGAGAGUCCAACAUCGGCCCAGCGUCGUCAGGGUUUGGCCGGUGUAGGCCGUCAUUGUAAAUAAGAAUUUGUUCUUAACUGACUUGCCUAGUUAAAUAAAGGUAAAAAUAAAUAAAUAAAUAAAUAGACAGGAGCGCAAUCGAUUACUGAUUGAUAGAGUGAGUGUACUGUAGGUGAUAGGUUGUUUGAUAGCUCUGAUUGAUUAGAGUCGAUAUGAUCCUUGGAGAGGAAGACCCUGUACGUCAUGUGAUGAGGAAGACGGACCAUUGCUUGCACUUGAAGUAUAAUGUCAAUGCAAUACAAGAGAGGAUGUAUACCAGUUCAGUUAUAAAGAGUUUGCAGUUAUUUUGUUAUAUGCUAUAUCAUAUAUUAUAUUAGAGAAGUCUUUAAAAAUGGUAUAAAUAAGUUCAAAUGCACAAGCAUCUUAAUGUAGGAUGUCCACUUAGUGGUUUAAUGCACCCAUUACAUAUACUGUAAAUGUCCAAACACAUUAAGGCAAUUACAUUACAUAUAAAACGAAAGAUAAAACAGUACAUCAUAUAACAUUAAUACACCACUACAUAUCUACAAUACAAAAUCUAUAAUACCAUCAUACAACAAUAUUACAAUGUACGUGUGUGUAGAGUGCGUGUGCUAGCGUGCGUAUCCGUGUGUGUGUCUCUUCACAAUCCACGUUGUUCCAUAAGGUGUAGUAUGAUCUGUUUUUUUUAAAUCUGAUUUUACUGCUUACAUUAGUUACUUGAUGUGGAAUAGAGUUCCAUGUAGUCAUGGCUCUGUGUAGUACUGUGAAUUUCCCGGAGUCUGUUCUGGACUUGGGGACUGUGAGGAGACCCCUUGUGGCAUGUCUUAUGGGGUAUGCAUGGGUGUCUGAGCUGUGUGCUAGUUGUUUGAACAUGUCAAUACCUCUCACAAAGACAAGUAAUGAUGCAGUCAAUCUCUCCUCUACUUUGAGCCAGGAGAGAUUGACAUGCAUGUCAUUGAUGUUAACUCUCCGUGCUGCCAGCCGUGCUGCUCUGUUCUGGGCCAACUAAUUUGCCUAUGUCCCUCUUUGUGGCACUUGACCAUAUGACUGAGCAGUAGUCCAGAUAUGACAGAACUAGGGCCUGUAGGACUUGUUUUGUUGAUAGCAAUGUCAAAAAAGCAGAGCAACGCUUUAUUACGGACAGACCUCUCCCCAUUUUAGCUACCGUUGCAUCAAUAUGUUUGACCAUGACAGUUUACAAUCCAGGGUUACACCAAGCAGUUUAGUCUCCUCAACUUGCAGUUUAGUCUCCUCAACUUGCUCAACUUGCUCAAUUUCUACAUUAUUUAUUACAAGAUUUAAUGAAGGUAAUCUAUACAUAGAGUAAGAGCUGAUUCUGGUCAAAGAAGCUGCUUGUUUGUUUCUGCGUGCUUGUGGAAGCUGCCAGGGACAGUCAUUUGGUGGCUUUGCUGCUCUCUUUAUGAGCAAUCCACCCUCUUCUAUCUCUCUCGCACACGUACAUUUACAUUUACAUCAUUUAGCAGACGCUCUUAUCCAGAGCGACUUACAAAUUGGUGCAUUCAACUUAUGAUAGCCAGUGGGACAACCACUUUUCUUCUUUCUUUUUUUUUUAUAGGGGGGUGUGGGGGGGGGGGGGGGGGGUAGAAGGAUUACUUUAUACUAUUUCAGGUAUUCCUUAAAGAGUUAGGGUUUCAAGUGCCUCCGGAAGGUGGUUAGUGACUCCGCUGUCCUGGCGUCGUGGGGGAGCUUGUUCCACCAUUGGGGUGCCAGAGCAGCGAAUAGCUUUGACUGGGCUGAGCGGGAACUGUGCUUCCGUAGAGGUAGGGGGGCUAGCAGGCCAGAGGUGGAUGAACAUAGUGCCCUCGUUUGGGUGUAGGGUCUGAUCAGAGCCUGAAGGUAAGGAGGUGCCAUUCCCCUCACAGCUCCGUAGGCAAGCACCAUGGUCUUGUAGUAGAUGCGAGCCUCAACUGGAAGCCAGUGGAGUGUGCGGAGGAGCGGGGUGACAUGAGAGAACUUGGGAAGGUUGAACACCAGACAGGCUGCAACGUUCUGGAUAAGUUGUAGGGGUUUAAUGGCACAGGCAGGGAGCCCAGCCAACAGCGAGUUCCAGUAAUCCAGACGGGAGAUGACAAGAGCCUGGAUUAGGACCUGUGCCGCUUUCUGUGUAAGGUAGGGUCGUACUCUGCGAAUGUUGUAGAGCAUGAACCUGCAGGAUCAGGUCACCGCUUUGAUGUUAGCGGAGAACGACAGGGUGUUGUCCAGGGUCACGCCAAGGUUCUUUGCACUCUGGGAGGAGGACACAAUGGAGUUGUCAACGGUGAUGGCGAGAUCAUGGAGCGGGCAGUCCUUCCCCGGGAGGAAGAGCAGCUCCGUCUUGCCGAGGUUCAGCUUGAGGUGGUGAUCCGACAUCCACACUGAUAUGUCUGCCAAACAUGCAGAGGUGCGAUUCGCCACCUGGUUAUCAGAAGGGGGAAAGGAGAAAAUGAAUUGUGUGUCGUCUGCGUAGCAAUGAUAGGAGAGACCAUGUGAGGAUAUGACAGAGCCAAGUGACUUGGUGUAUAGAGAGAAUAGGAGAGGGCCUAGAACUGAGCCCUGGGGGACAUCAGUGGUGAGAGCACGUGGUGCGGAGACAGAUUCUCGCCACGCCACCUGGCGUACACAUGCACACUUAAAAAAAGUAUUCUGGGGUGAAUUGAAAUUGACAAAAAAACAAAAAAACAUAUACUUUAUUAAAAUAAAUGUAAGUUGUUUCAAUGAUUUGUUAAUUUAAAUGAUUUAUGUGAUUUAAUAUACUAAAUUGUCAUCAUAUUUCUCUCUACUUAAUAAUUUUAAGUUACUGCAACAAUUUUGCCUCUUGCCUCUGUUUUUAGAGGAAUGUGGGUAAUUCAAAAUGUUUUGAAGAAAAGUAUAUUUACAUAUUAGAAUUAAGCAGUUUGUUGUGCAAAGAGGUGUACUGGAUCAUGAUGGACGGAUAUCAAAACCGUCAGGCAAAUUGUCGUUCAAUGAUGAGACCACCCAUUCCUUCCAUCACCACUCUGAAUGAUGGAGGCAAAUGCAGCUUCCUGCAAGUGGUGGAAAAAGUACCCAAUUGUCAUACUUAACGAUGCCUUAAUAGAAAAUGACAAAAAAAGUGAAAGUCUAAAAGUAUUUUAAAUAUACUUAAGUAUCAAAAGUAAAUGUAAUUGCUAAAAUAUACUUAAGUAUCAAAAGUAAAAGUAUAAAUCAUUUUAAAUUCCUUAUAUUAAGCAAACUAGACAGCACAUGUUAUUGUUUUUUAAAUGACUUUUGUUUGUAUGCAUGUUCUGUAUGCAGGCUAUUAUAGUGGCCACAGUGCAGCCUCAGGUUCUGUACUCCCAUAUUAAAUGGCCCUCUAGUGUCCACUUAGAGCACUGCCACCCAGGCAGAGUCCAUUGGCUUGUGCAUGUACAGAUAGCUGGGUCAUGUUCAUUAGGGGACUCAACAGAAAACGUCUUAAAACGAAAACAAGCAUUUCUAAAGUUCAGGUAGUGCCUCGCUCUUUCAGUUUGUUUUCUUAAAUUUUGGUGCCUAAUGAACGUGACCCUGUAUGUGUUUUGGUUCAAGAAUGAGAUUUAGGGAGAAUGAGAGUCAUAAUACUUUGUGUACAAUCUUCACAGAGAAUGACAGACCGACAUCACUGGUGCCGGAUCUCAUCGACUACAACAUGCCGCUGACCACCACCUAUCUGAAGCAGAUGAAACUCCAGUGCAUGAGUACCAAUGAGCAGGUAAGGCCA
Messenger RNA from Coregonus sp. 'balchen', 15654 nucleotides. NCBI's taxonomy places the organism in Eukaryota, Metazoa, Chordata, Actinopteri, Salmoniformes, Salmonidae. The record is from the annotation of a GenBank genome assembly.